CCGAGGUCGGAGUGCUGAUGUCACAGUAUAUUUUGAUUUUUCAGGAUAUGUUGGAUUUUGUCAUGGGGAGCACGUUUGUGAAAUGUGCUGCCACCGAUUUGGCGAUCCAGUGGUUCGGCUGGGCUGUUGCCGCCGCCUUGAAAACUGAGAAGUUUUACGACUUAGCAGGGUCCGGUACAUUUAUAUUAUUAGCCCAUCUUAGUCGAAUGUGGGGAGGAACCGGUCAUGUGCGGCAAAAUGUGCAAACUGGACUCGUGACAGCAUGGGGACUUCGGUUGGGCACGUACCUCUUUCUGCGGAUAAUGAAGGACGGGCACGACCGUAGGUUUGACAAGGCCAGGGACAGCCCCGGAACCUUCUUUGUGUAUUGGACAGUCCAAGCCCUGUGGGUGUUCAUGACACUCCUGCCCACCCUGAUUCUGAACAGUGAACGCCGGGAUGAACCCCUGGGUCCACGGGAUUACCUGGGGUGGGGCCUGUGGGGGCUGGGCUUUGCCACAGAAGCCAUUGCUGAUCAGCAGAAGUGGAAUUUUAAACAGGACCCCGAUAAUGCUGGCAAAUUCAUCCAGAGCGGGCUGUGGGCAUAUAGCCGGCACCCCAAUUACCUGGGGGAGAUCCUGCAGUGGUGUGGGCUCUUCCUGUCGGCCUCCUCUGUGAUGCGGGGUGUCCAGCACCUCAGCGUGGCCUCUCCACUCUUCCUCUGGUUCCUUCUGCGCCACGUCAGCGGAGUCCCCAUUCUGGAGCGGCAGGCCCUGAAGAGGUGGGGGUCCGACCCCGCCUUCCAAAACUACCUCAGAAACACUCCCCUCCUCUGGCCCUGCCUGACAUGAUUGGCUACGCUUCUUUGCGGGGUUUACCUUGGUGUAGGUACCACCAAUCUCUGGAGAAGGGACCAUGCGGUUUAAUGAACGAUAAUCUUAAGAGCCUGGAUGGCAUCAGUUACCUCAGUGAAACUUCUGGAUUCAGCACAAAGAGUUUGGUAAUGGAAGACCAGUGCUAGUUGAUGUGAAGCAGUCAGUCACAGCCAAAGCAUUCCUAUAAACUAAGAGCUAGAAAGCGAAACCAUAUCCAAAGUUUCUCAAAUGCAUAUUGGUUACAAAACGGGGUUAAGCAGUUUCUGAUGCACUGUGACAAUGUGUAACAAAUGAAUUUUACACAUUUUUCCUAUAUGCACAAAAAUAAAAGCACAGCUUUUUAUGAAAUUACAA
This is a messenger RNA of Conger conger (European conger), 1208 nucleotides long. RefSeq lists its product as uncharacterized. Gene Ontology annotation, molecular function: oxidoreductase activity, acting on the CH-CH group of donors. Bases 18 to 830 code for a protein of 270 amino acids. Gene Ontology annotation, biological process: lipid metabolic process. The record is from RefSeq and is a predicted model, not a curated record. Gene Ontology annotation, cellular component: membrane. NCBI's taxonomy places the organism in Eukaryota, Metazoa, Chordata, Actinopteri, Anguilliformes, Congridae. The transcript is spliced from 5 exons.